Asparagus officinalis (garden asparagus) is the source of this 576-nucleotide messenger RNA. RefSeq names its product loricrin-like. Bases 1 to 576 code for a protein of 191 amino acids. The transcript has a single exon. NCBI's taxonomy places the organism in Eukaryota, Viridiplantae, Streptophyta, Magnoliopsida, Asparagales, Asparagaceae. The record is from RefSeq and is a predicted model, not a curated record.
AUGAGAGUGGCGAAUGGAGUUGGUUCAGGGGAGGAAGUCGGCGACGCUGUGCAGAGAGCUCGCUGCUGCGGUGGUUGCUCAGGUGGGCGCGGCUACUCGAGGCGUCGGGGAGGAGGCAAGGGGAUGAUGAUGAUGGCGGCGAGCUCUGGGCGUUCAUCGGAGAAGGGAGGGGCGACGAACAGGGGAGGCGUUGCUGGGCGUCGACGUGCUCAGGCGGCGGCGACGUGCUCAGGCGGAGGCUGCAGGUCGAGGUCGGAGGUCAGGCCGACGGGAGAUGGGAGCAGGUCGGAGGGAGCUCGAAGGGGUGAGGUGGCCAGAACGCGACGCUGGGCUUGGGGGCGGCUGGUCUCAGGCGGUCGUCGACGUGGUGGAGGAGCUUUGGAGGCGGCAGAGGUCAAGGCGGUGGCUCAGGGGGUGUCGAGUUCGUCGGAGGCGGAGCGGGUGGUCGAGGUUGGUGAGCGGAGCAUGGUCGAGGUGCGGGUGAUGGGCGGCGGAAGAGAAACGCGAGAGAGAGAGAAGUCAGGCGGCGGCCGCGGGGCUGGAGGUGGCCACGGUGGCGGGUCAGCUGGCGGCUAG